This is a messenger RNA of Schistosoma intercalatum, 924 nucleotides long. The record is from the annotation of a GenBank genome assembly. Lineage: Eukaryota; Metazoa; Platyhelminthes; Trematoda; Strigeidida; Schistosomatidae.
AUUGGGCUGUGGAUCAACGAAUAUAAAUCAAUCAUUGAUUCAUUUUAAAAUUUAACAUCAAAACUAUUGUUGAUUUUUUUUAGUAUUCAAAUCAGUUUAGUUACAUUAAUUGCAUCAUUGUAAACUAUUGGAAUGUAUAGUCAAAAGUUAUUUUAUUGUUAUAGUGGAGUGUACAUGAUCCAUUUUAUUUUCUAUGCUAUUUUCAUGAGUGUCAUUUUAACAACUGGAAAUGCAAAUGAUUCGUUUACUGGUUCUACAUCUGAGUCAACUGAUAACCUUAGCGAUACAACAUUAUCAUCCACAACUUUGACAUUAAGUACAGAGACUGCUGAUGUUGCUUCAGUAGCAAGUACUGAUAUUGAUGUUACUGGCAAAACUAGCACCUCUACUCCAGUGGGAUCUGAAGGGACUAGGGACACUUCAUCAAGUACUGACAGUGUUUCGUCUGAGUCCUCUGAUAUAGAGUUGAAUGUUACACGACAAAGUAACAAAUCUGUGAUUGCCAAUGUGGUUGGAGAGGAGUCUUUGGAUGUAAGAACAACGGAGUCAGAGUCCUCGGUGAGUCUAAAGACUACUCUUCAAGAAAGUGAGACAAGUACCACGGAAAUUGUGUCUUCGAGCAUGGAAAGUGAACAGGAGAAAUACCGAACUACAGAUAAUCCUAAGAUAGUUACAAGUACGCCUGGAAUAAUGAAUGGUGUAUCAUCAUUGAAAAUUGCUCACAUUUUACACUUGUUAAUUCUAUUUACAUUACAUAUAGUUUAUUGAUAGUAAUGGAAUGGUGGACUAUUUGAUUAGCAUUUAAAAUAAUUCGUACGUAUCCCAGUUUCCGUAUAACAAAGAAUUUGUCAAAUUAUAAAAGACAUGCAAUUAUUAUUAUUAUUAUUAUUAUUAUUAUUAUUAUUAUUAUUAUUAUUAUUAUUA